UGUAUUCUAGUUUCAUUUCACUAACUAUCUUGCGCAACAUUACAACAUUAACGCUGUAACCGAUGUCGUUGUAUUUAUUUUUGAAUACAAUUUUUAAAUGCUGAUGAGAACACCAGGAAUACGAAAGGGAUAUGGAGAUCGGUGAACCCGUCUGUCUCGCGACUGAUGCUCUGCAAGCACUCGAGAGGUUACAUCUUCACCUGAAGCAGAGUUACAAACACACAGAUGUAUUUCAGAAAUCUGUGAACACUUUAGAAAACCUCAGGGACAUUAAAGGUGCCCUGGAUGGAUCAGCCCAGAACUUUGACUCUCCCCAGAUCUGUGAGGAUUAUAUCCAGGAACUGAAACAGCAGGUGCUCAUGCAUGUUCCGUCCUCUGUAUCCACUGAAAACCAAGAAAAGUUCCAAGACCUCAUCAACAAAACAUUUGAAGGAUCAGAAGUUCUGUCUGCGGUCCUUCUCACUUGCCCCUGGUACCAGGCCAGCCAGGAUGAACGAGGGGAGCAGGCACGUCACAAUGUACUGUUUAUAGUAUAUCUGUCACAUGACCAUCAGUUCCUGGCUCCAGUUAAUCAACAUGUCUUAGACUGGAAAUUUGUUUUAGACAUGGGUUGGCUGUAUGCUGUAGAGUUGUACCACUUUGUGCAUUCCAUUGUGAAGGGGAAGACCAGGUGUGUAGAGGUGCUAUAUUGUCCAGACUCUGGUCAGCUGAUACAAACAAACCAAUGGAAACAGCUGAGAGAUCAGCUCAACUUCUCUAAAGUGACAAAACUCAGGGGAUAUGUAGAAGCAUGUAAAGGUCAGUCUGUCAGUGGUAUUGGAAAGAAGGGGAAAGAUGGCAAAUUUCGUCUGGUUGAGUCCACAACAUUCCAUCAGUUCUGUGACAGUUUCAGGUUGAUGAAUCAUUUGUUCAAUGUCACAGCUGAUUUACCGCCCUGUACAGAGGUCACGAAACUAACAAGUCUGCCUGACAUUGCUGUUAAAGGCAAGGAUCUCCUGUACAAACUUUAUAAGGACCCAGAUGUGUCAAAAAGAGAUAUUUUUGACAUACUUGUUCAGUGGAGAGACUUUGUUGUGGAGGAACUCAAACACCUCAAAUACACCAGUCCACAGGAAGUAGAAGAAAUUGUGGGUAAAUGGCAAUUAGAAAUCAGACUAAAAGGCAGACAUCUCACUUCACCAAGAGUUUUACCGGAUGAGCACUCUUCAUUAACAACACAGAUGCAGGAGAUUGGUGGACAGGUUACUAAGUUACAACCACAACAAAUCAUUCUGAUUGCUCAGGCUGGGAGUCACAUGUACGGCUUGUCCACACCUACCAGUGAUGUGGACUUUGUAGUCAUCUACUCAGAACCAUGCCAGAAUGUACUGGGAAGAUGUAAAGAAAUUAAGGAUAAUUUUGAAAGUAGGGGUCCCUCCAAACUUCUGGAGUAUGGUGCUCAUGAAGCUCGUCUGUUCUGUGAGAUGUUGUUGAAAGGAAGUGUUGUGAUUCUCGAGCUCUUAUUCGGGGAAAAUCACACCUACAUGAGUCCCCUGUGGAAGGAAUUAACGACUCACAGAAAGUGUUUUGUGACAGAAAAAGGAAUUCAACAAUAUCUAGGGUUGAUACAGAACAACUUCAAAAUGUUAGAGAAAGACAAAAAUGAAGGUGGCCCAAAGGACCGGAAGCUUCUUUAUCAGAUAUUUCAUAAAUCAGAUGGUGUGGAAAGAAUGAUGAAGGGUGAUAUUCCCAAUGUCAGGUGUUCCGGGGAUCUCAGGGAAUUCAUAAUGAACAUCAGGACAAAACCACUAGAGAAUGACUUUAGCAGAAAUGUCCUAGUCACAAAAGCAAAAGGAAAGAUAGAUGGACUUUUGAAAAGUUUAGCAGCAAGGGAAACAAGAAUGAAGGAAAACAUGGACUUCAGUGUGGUGACAGACUGGUUACUUCAAGUUCGCGGUCUGAAAUCAGUCUGAGGUGUAUGUCAAAUGGAGGUCUGAGGAUAUUUAUCAUUUCAAGUGAAUCAGCAUGGAAUACAAAAACACCAUAUCUGGAGAGGAAAGUAACAUUAUAUAGGGAGAAAGACUCAGAAUCUUAUUUUUAUUUAACAUCAAUAAACAUUCAUGAAAGGUGCUCAAUUUCCACGAUGCAUUUUCAACAAAAAAAUCAGUGAUGUUGGAGAAAAAUGUGAAGGAAAAAAGUAGGCAGGCUACUGUAAAAUGUUCCAAUAUGAACUUGAAUUUUACAACACUUGUGUCCUUAUUUGAUGCAUAUGUAGGAAGCAUUGCAAAUUACGGAUGUGAAGUGUGGGGUGCUCAUUCAGCUCCUGAUAUCGAAAAAGUUCACAUAGAUCUUUGUAAAAGUAUACUGGGUGUGAAAAGUGCUACUCCUAAUGUAAUGGUUUAUUGUGAAUUGGGUAGAUUACCAUUGCAAUGUGUGAGAAAAUUACGAAUUUUAAAAUAUUGGUUAAAACUUUUAUCAAAAAAAAAUUGCAUUUUGAAAUCAUGUUAUGACUAUAUGUGUGAUGAAAUGAGUAGUAAACAAAACUGUAAAAAUUGGGUAGUAAAUGUUAAAGGUAUUUUGUCAAAUGUUGGAUUGAUGAACCUAUGGUUAAAUCAAUGUACUUUGAAGCCACAAUACAUGUUUGCAAGUGCUAAGCAACAUAUUUUUGAUAAUAAACAAACAAUACUUUCUGAUAUCAACUCUUCCUCAAAAUGUAGAAUUUAUAAACAUUUGAUUGACCAUUUUACUUUGCAGUCCUACUUAACUAAAAGAAUUCCUAUGCAGUAUAAAAAACUUAUAUGUAAGUUAAGAUUAUCGUCUCACUGCCAAGUUAUUGAAACCAGUAGAUACAGAAAUGUUUCUUUAGAAAGACAUUUAUGUCCUUUAUGUACUUUAGAUGUAGAAGAUGAGUUUCAUUUUUUCUUUAAGUGUAUGUAUUACAGUUAUUUAAGAAUCAAAUUUUUGAAAAAGUAUUAUUAUAUCAGUCUUUAAAUUAAUUCAACUUUUAUAGACACAGCAUGUAAAGGAAUUGUGUGUUAACUUAGGUAGAUUUAUUAAGAAUUCCUUUCAAAUUACACCAAUGUAUAAGCACAAUUUCUAUUCUUUCUUGACCUUUAUAUGUUGUUUUUUUUUUGUUUUUUUUUUAGAUUUAUUACAUUGUAUACUAUGUCUAUAAGCUGUAUUUGCUUUUGACUAAUAAACAACAAUGAAAUUUUU
This is a messenger RNA of Ostrea edulis (European flat oyster), 3195 nucleotides long. RefSeq lists its product as uncharacterized. Bases 132 to 1952 code for a protein of 606 amino acids. The record is from RefSeq and is a predicted model, not a curated record. The transcript is spliced from 13 exons. Lineage: Eukaryota; Metazoa; Mollusca; Bivalvia; Ostreida; Ostreidae.